Stomoxys calcitrans (stable fly) is the source of this 1618-nucleotide messenger RNA. RefSeq names its product lysoplasmalogenase-like protein TMEM86A. Gene Ontology annotation, cellular component: membrane. The transcript has 5 exons. The coding region runs from base 312 to 1091 and encodes 259 amino acids. The record is from RefSeq and is a predicted model, not a curated record. NCBI's taxonomy places the organism in Eukaryota, Metazoa, Arthropoda, Insecta, Diptera, Muscidae.
UGGCAGUCAAUUUAACGAAACGGUUCGCACGGUUGACACGUUUCGGCAUUUAUCGCAUAAAGGCUUAACGUGUGUGCGUCAGUACGUGUGUGUGUGUGUGUGCGAGUGGGGUCAGUCACUUGAAUAGUGAAUUGUAUCUUUGGAAUACAUCGAACGGGAACAUCGUCGUUCGAGCACAAAAACAAAGCAAACAAUAAUAAAAACAUUGACGACGGCACGAAAAAAAAACAUCAACAAAACGGCACGCAACUCGCAGUUGAAUCGUACGUGGCCGCAGCUUUGCAAAAACUUGGCCAUUAAUUUCUAUCGCCAUGACGGAUUUAAUUCAUCUCGUAAGUCCUUACAGUCCGCUCCAUGCAGAGUGUAAAAGCCAGAGUCUUAAUUUGGCUCCCUUCUUGAAUUUUGUAGUGCUGUAUUUUGCAUUUGUCAGAAAUCCACAAGGCGAGCUAUACACCACAAUUCUAAAAUGUGCACCAAUUGUGAGUCUAAUGUUUUUUGUGGUUAUGAAGGGUUUUGGCCUCAGCAAAGAAUACAGGUACUCCCAGCUCAUACUCAUCGGUCUGAUAUUCUCCUGUGGAGGUGACAUUUUGCUCAACAUUGACAUGUUUCCCCAUGGCAUGGGAUCCUUUGGGGUGGCACAAAUAUUUUACAUAUCAGCAUUUGGCUUUAAGCCAUUGAAAUGGAAACUUGGCUUGCCAUUUUAUGUACUAGGAGCCAUAGCUGUUGGCUUGGUCUUUAAUAGACUGGAAGGUGUAUUAAUUGCCGGUCUUCCCAUUUAUGGUUGUUUGCUUUUAACCAUGUGCUGGCGUUCUUUGGCCCGUGCCGUGGAUCAGAAAAGCUCGUUGUUUAUAUUCUGUGCUAUAGGCAGCAUUUUGUUUGUUUUGUCGGACAGCAUGAUUGCCAUCGAUAUGUUUUUACUGAAAAUACCAUAUGCCAGGCUAUGGAUCAUGAUCACCUACUAUUUGGCCCAGUUUGCCAUUGCAUUGAGUACUGCCACUGAACUUAGCAAAAAGAAAUCUGGCAAAACAUCACCCAAAUCGAUACAGAGUCGCAAUAACAGCGUUCGUCGUCGUGUAAAAUCAAAAGACUGAAUUAUCUAAACUUCCUAAAAACUUAAAUAGUAGCAACAAUAGUGAAUUAUUGAACCAUGUUUGUCUUUUUCUUAUCCACCAAAUGUUAACGAAAUACUUCCAUACCAUGUAUUAUCAAAGCGAAAACAAAAUAAAAAACUAAGAACACUUACAACUUUUUGUAGAGAAAAAAAUUACAACAAAAAACAAGAAAAUAAUAUUUCCAAUAUAAAUAAAAUUAUAAAAAAAUCAUGUUAACUAGUUGUAGAACAUUUAGAGAUAUUUUCAAAUGUUGUUUGUCUUGUACAAUGUAUCUAUUUAUUAAUUAGUGUAGCAUUUUCUCCUCAAAAGUCUUCAAUGUAACGUAUCAUUAGAAAUGAUGUAAAUCUACUACUACAAAUGCCAAUUAUUUAGUCUUAAACAUCAUAGUCUGUCGUUUUUAAAGCCCCCCUCAAUUUGAACACUCAAUGACAAAUGUAACCAAGGAAAUCUUUAAUUGUAAAAAAAUGUUAAUGUGAAAUAAAUGUGUUCCGGAAAUUUUAAAACAA